This is a messenger RNA of Ornithodoros turicata, 807 nucleotides long. RefSeq lists its product as uncharacterized. The transcript has 3 exons. Lineage: Eukaryota; Metazoa; Arthropoda; Arachnida; Ixodida; Argasidae. The coding region runs from base 79 to 735 and encodes 218 amino acids. The record is from RefSeq and is a predicted model, not a curated record.
AGCGGCAUCCCGCAAGAGGAGCAACAACAACAACAAAUCUGCAGCAAGGCACAGGCAUUCAAUACGCUAUCUUUGAAAAUGGUACCUUUUACGACCUUUCUGCUUUUACUCAUUCUUGUUGGAGCACAGAGUGGUGAAAAUGCUACUGCGCAUGGAAGCAACGCUGGUCCAGCAAACUCAUCCCUGCAAGUCUCUGCAUCCAUUACAUCGGGGACUCCGUCUACCACAGAAAAGGUCCAAAAUGGCACCCCAGCGACCAGCGACCAUGUGUUGGCGUCGUCCAGCACAGACAAUACCUCGAACCCUAUGAGUUUCGGCGACGACAAGAAGACGAGGAACAGGAGUGCCACAUUGAACCCACCUGACUACAUGCGGCCCGGGCGUGCGAAUGUUCUACGACGAUCUCCAUUUUUUCCCGUCAUUGCUUCCAUCGUGGUGGCGGUGAUCUCUGGUACGAGCCUGCUCGUGUUUGCUAUCUUCUGGACUGUUUCUUUCCUGAGUGCUUUCAAGGGCCGCUUCAAGGCCACCAGUGGCCGACUACUGAAGCGAGUCACACGAAGACUGACGACGAGAGGGGACGACACAACUGACCUUCUGCAGAGUAUAAAUCGCUCAGCGUCGGAUCCCAUGUUGCGAGCCGGAUGCAGCGGCGAGGGUCACAAGCGGAUAGUGCCUUACUCACGAAGUCGUUCCGUUGCGUUUGGAAGCACAAAUCAACAUACGAGAAUAGUUUAAAAGUGUGAGACGUAUGUAUGUCACAGAAAAUGCAUGUCACACUCAAGAAAAGAAUACACAUUUUAUUGAACG